Messenger RNA from Entrophospora sp. SA101, 2397 nucleotides. The record is from the annotation of a GenBank genome assembly. Lineage: Eukaryota; Fungi; Glomeromycota; Glomeromycetes; Entrophosporales; Entrophosporaceae.
AUGAAUGAUAUUCAUACCAUAAAUGACGAAAAUGAUAAGGAAGAUGAUGUAAACGAAGCCAGUGGUAUUGACAAUGAGCCUGAUGAUAGUUCAUUGAAAGAUAUAUACACUGGAAAAACAUUUAAAUCAUUCAAAGUACUUGAAAAAUGUUUGAAACGAUAUGCAAACCAAACGGGCUUUGAGAUUAGAACAGUAAUAUCUGAAAAAGAAGAUGGUACCUGGUCCAGAAAAACGCAUAAACGUAUCAUGGGGGCAAAUAUGAAUAUAAGAAAAGUGGAUCCUACACAUAACCGAAACCAAGAAUCAGUUUGUAUUGAACGUGGAUUCCUUGUAAAUAUAACAUAUUGUAAGCGUCUGAAUCUGAUAUUUUUUAACCAAUUCGUUAGCGAUCAUAAUCAUGCAUUACAAAGUGCAUCUGUACUUCACUGUAUUACGCAAGAUACCAGACAAUAUCAUGGAAGAGGACGUAUGAUUGACCUAUUGUGUGCUAACUCUGGACGUGUUACUAAUUUAAGAAGAGUUACUUACCUUGUGUUAGAUGAAGCUGAUCCAAGAAAAGUUCUUAAGAGGCCUCUUGAAAUUACUGUAGGUGGUCGUAGUGUUGUAGCUCAAGAUGUGACUCAAAUUGUUGAAGUUCGUGAAGAAAAUACAAAAUUUGUUCGUUUAUUGGAAAUUUUAGGUCAACAAUACAAUGAUGAUCCUGAAGCUAGAACCCUUAUCUUUGUCGAUCGACAAGAAGCUGCCGAUAAUCUAUUACGUGAUUUGAUUCAUAAAGGGUAUCCUUGUAUGUCUUUGCAUGGUGGCAAGGACCAAUUGGAUCGUGAUAGUACCAUUGCUGAUUUUAAAUCAGGAGUCUGUCAAAUAUUGGUUGCAACUUCUGUUGCGGCUCGUGGUCUUGACGUAAAACAAUUGAAACUUGUUACUAAUUAUGAAUGCCCUAAUCACAUGGAAGAUUAUGUACAUCGUGUUGGUAGAACUGGACGUGCAGGUAAUAAAGGUACGGCAUAUACUUUUAUUACACCUGAACAGGAUAGAUAUGCUAUGGAUAUUGUUAAAGCAUUAAAAUUAAGUGGUGGUCACAACAAAAGUAAAAUAAAAAGAAUUGUUGUUGUUGGAAUCUCGUCAUUUGGUGGAAGUUUAUUUGGUGUAUCAGGCAAACCUGUUGAUAAUGAAACCAGGAUAAACCUUACUGCUUUUAACAGAAUAUUUGGAGUUAAAUGUAUAAUUAAUCAAUGGUUCAACAAGUUGGAACAGUUUUUAACAGUUGACUUAACCAAUGGAAAUGUCAAAGGAAGGCUUAUAAAGUCCUUUGAAAGAAGUAAAGAAAAAGAUAAAAUUGCAAGAUUGUUAUUAAGAACAGACAACAUGCCCGUUUAUGGAUUCAGAGUUCCAGCUUAUCCAGUGAAAGAAAAACUUUUGCCUGAUAAAUGGGUUCAAACUACCCUUGAUUCUACUCCCAUCAAUUCUUCUAAUGAAUUCUUGUUUGUAGGAUGCAAAACAGAACAGCAUUGGGGACAUAUUGUCAUUAUUAACUAUGAACAAAAUGUCAUUUGUAAUGAAGAGUUUAAAUUUGAUGGUGCACCUCCUAGUGAUUAUAUUAGAAGAGCCGCACAGGAAGCUGCUGCUCGCGUUAAUGCUAGUGUUGGAACUAGUGGUGUUCAAAGAGCUAAAGAUAUUAUUGCAGAUAUUAACGCAAGAUUUAAAGAUAACCCUGUACAUGGCAAUGUUUCUGAAGCUGAUAAGACGGAAAAUACAGCCGAAUAUAGUGUUGAAAUUGAAAUAAACGAUUAUCCACAAAAGGCACGAUGGAAAGUUACAAAUAAAGUAUUACUUUCAUUACAUGAUAGAGCAUCUGAAUUUUUAGAAUACAACUUUAAAACAGAUCCUAUAAGAGCAUUAUUAAUGGCUGAUGAAUAUUCUCUUCGAAAAACCUAUAAAGAAUCAUCUAAACUUGUACUUGAAGUUUUUCCAAAAUAUAAGCUCUCCAGUCACUAUAAAAUUUUGUCGCCUUCAACCUCUAGUUUAUUAAUGCAUUGUUAUGGAAAUUAUUUGAUUUUUUUAACAACGUUAGAUAAAAUGGAUUUUAUUACAAACUUUACGCAUACAUGCCAUAAUAAAGAUGCGCACAAUAAUGUAAUAUCAGCACUAAUAAAAGAUCGCAUCGAUAUUGUUUGUAGAUUUCCAACACUUACACCCUCUAAAUUCUUCAGCGUAUUUUGCCAAAAAUUCGAAGAUUACAAAGAUACUUUUCGAAAUCAAACACGAACUUGUUCUUAUCAUCAACAUUUUUUAACUGUAUUCGAUGCAAAUUUUGGCAAGUAUGAACCUCUGGAGGAAAAAAAUAAAGUCGUUAGAGCAGCAAAAUCAAAUUUUAUUUUUAUCGAGAUUCCUGAAUAA